AAUGAUAAUGAAUUAAUUAAUGUAUGUACUAUAAAUACAAGCUCUGAUUCUUAGAUUCCUUUUCAUUCUUCCAUCCAUCCACAACUCAAACGAUCAAAAUGGCUCCAACAGUUCUGCCCCUGGCAACCUUAUUAUUAGCUUUAUCCGCUUCUUAUCUUUGGAUCGUUGAGGCGGAAACGAAUCAACUUACUCAACUCAAGCUUAAUUCUCAUAUCCUUCAGGAGUCUAUUGCUAAACAGAUUAACGAAAACCCAGGGGCAGGAUGGAAGGCUGCCAUUAAUCCUCGUUUCUCCAAUUUUACGGUUGGACAAUUUAAGCGCCUUCUUGGAGUCAAACAAACGCCUAGGAACGAACUGAUAAAUACACCUAUUGUAACUCAUCCAAAAUCAUUCAAACUGCCAAAGGAUUUUGAUGCAAGGACAGCUUGGUCUCAGUGUAGCACUAUUGGAAGAAUUCUUGAUCAGGGCCAUUGUGGUUCUUGUUGGGCAUUUGGUGCUGUUGAAUCAUUAUCAGAUCGUUUUUGCAUUCAUUUUGAUGUGAAUGUAUCCCUCUCUGUUAAUGACCUUCUUGCAUGCUGCGGCUUUCUUUGUGGGUCUGGCUGUGAUGGAGGGGAUCCCCUUUCAGCAUGGCGAUACUUAGCUCAACAUGGUGUUGUCACUGAAGAGUGUGAUCCAUACUUUGAUCAAAUUGGAUGUUCUCAUCCUGGUUGUGAGCCAGCAUAUAAAACUCCCAGGUGUGUUAGAAAGUGUGUAAAUGGAAACCAGCUUUCGAAGAAAUCAAAGCACCAGCUUUGGAAGGAGUCAAAGCACUUUAGUGUCAAAGCAUAUAGGGUCCACUCUGAUCCUGAAGAUAUCAUGGCAGAAGUUUAUAAGAAUGGGCCAGUUGAAGUUGCAUUCACAGUUUAUGAGGAUUUUGCUCACUACAAAUCAGGAGUUUACAAACACAUCACAGGUUAUCCACUAGGCGGUCAUGCAGUAAAGCUGAUUGGAUGGGGAACAAGUGAGGAUGGAGAUGACUAUUGGCUUCUUGCAAAUCAGUGGAAUAGAGAGUGGGGAGAUGAUGGUUACUUCAAGAUCAAAAGAGGGACAAACGAAUGUGGGAUUGAAGGAGAAGUUACUGCUGGUUUGCCUUCUACCAAAAAUCUUGUUAGAGAGGUGACUGACAUGGAUGCUGAUGCUGAUGUUUCAUUCUGAAUGUAAAUAUUGUAUUACCUUAACAGUUAGAUUCGGUGUUGGUAUUCUGCAACAAAUGUUGUCUGUUAUAUGUAUGUCGGUUUUAAGGGGAAUGAUCUAAACUAUGACUAUGAUGAUGUUUGGAAGACGGUAUGCUUAUGUGGUUUAUGCAUGAGCUACAAGAAAAUUCCUGCUGCUACUAGGAUCCUUCACACGAAAUAAGAGGCUAAUAGAACAGCCGUAGCCCGUAUGUAUACUAGCUAAGCUCGUUGAGCUUUAUGCAUAUUUUUCUUGUAUCUUUGUAGACUCUAUUUCUAGCUCGAAAUGUAUUACAUUAUUAAUUAAAUUGUUUACAUUUGAAUGUUUGUUGAAAAUUUAA
Molecule: messenger RNA, 1551 nt
Organism: Cicer arietinum (chickpea)
Lineage: Eukaryota; Viridiplantae; Streptophyta; Magnoliopsida; Fabales; Fabaceae
Product: cathepsin B-like protease 2
Biological process (GO): regulation of catalytic activity; proteolysis
Molecular function (GO): cysteine-type endopeptidase activity
Source: RefSeq, a predicted model, not a curated record